AUAUUAAUCACCGAAAAAAACUGACAAGGUCCCUUGCUUCCAUGAUACCUGACCGUGCACAAGACACGGGCAGUAUAAGUCAGUCACUCACCAGCUGUGUGUAAAUCUUACUUAAAGUUCAAACAAGAUGCGUUUUUCAAUUUCACUGAAGUACGUCCGCGGGCAACAUUAUUUGUGGCCCCUCAUGGGCUGGUAGGGCGCACUGAACAUUCGCAAAACGUGAAUUUAUGUGCAGUGGCGGCGUUUCUUUGGCAAUAGGCUUUUGCAUCCGGUCAGAAAAAAUCCAUAUUCCCGUAGACAGACGGCUAUUUGGUAGGCAGUAUUGACAUUCAUUUACUGCCCACAUGUUCACAGCCGCCGGAGUAGUUCAUCAAGCACCAUCAAAUCCACGACAGCGUGGAAAAACAAUGUCGUACUUGUACGACUUAGAGAAAUUUAAUAUGCACAGCAUCUGCAGUCGGCCGAUAUCAGAUUUUCUUUUCAAAACUUGUUUAAACAAGGGAAAACCUAUCCUACGACGUCAGCUGCAGAAGGAUUGACUUACCAUCAAUUGACCGAUAAACUGUGAACAUUUAAGAUUUACAUAAUUUCUAUAUCGUAUCAUUAACUGGUGCAACGCACUGUUUUUGACACGAUGUUUCCACGCGCGGUGAAGAAGUUGAAGACUAUACUCUUGGUUAUAUUGCUGGUAAUAAUGCUGGCCCAAUACAACACCAUUAUCAAGUUCAUCCAACGCCGGUUUGAUCGACGGCAGUACUACGCUGCCGAAACCUUGAGAAUCUUCCAGAUUUCGAACAAAUCAAAAAAAGCUUCGACCAGGAUGCCAAAGAUUUUUAUUGCAGCCCAUCCAGUGAGAACAAGUGAGUAUUCGACCACACCGCCAAAGAUAUCGACUACAGCCCAUCCAGUGAAAACAAGUGAGGAAUCGACCACACCGCCAAAGAUAUCGACUUCAGUCAUUACAGUGGGCUACCGAUUUACUGACAGACAACGAUACGCGACAAAAAUAUGUCGCAAUCUUUUCGCAGGUAAAAAAAAAACGAUCAAUAUGGCCAAAAAAAUAAAAAACUCACUGACAAACACGGUAUUUGACGGAGCGUACAUCAACAUGACGAAGAACUGCAGUGAAUUCAUCCAAAGUCGUGGAUAUAUCAUGCGAGCGCUCUCUAAGGAGGAGGCGGACUUUCCCCUCGCGUACAGCAUUCUAAUGUACAAAGAUGUGGUCCAGGCAGAACGUUUGCUCCGCGCCAUUUAUUUCCCUCAGAACUAUUACAUCAUUCAUGUGGAUCCAAAAGCGAAGCGAGUUGUGAAAGACGCUGUUAGAGGAAUAGUGAAUUGUUUCCCGAAUGUCUUGGAGGCAAAAAACCCGUUCAAUGUGGCUUGGGGAAGAAUAAGUCUACUGCAGGCAGAGCUGACUUGUAUGAGACAGUUGCUGCCGUAUAAGAAAUGGAGAUAUUUUAUUAAUCUGACCGGGCAGGAAUACCCUCUUUGGAGCAAUCGGGACAUAGUCCGUACUCUGAUGGCCUUUAAAGGGGCCAACAACAUAGAAUCAAGGGGCCUUCCAAAGUCUCGAGUGUUCGGGUUUAGAUAUAACUGGGUCUACAAAAACAACCAGCGGACAAAUAUGACAAAAGGUCCCCCGCCAUUCAACCUCACCAUAAUCGCGGGAAACGUCCACAUCAUCGGCUCCAGGCGGUUCGUCGAGUUUGCUCUGCGUGAUAAGAGGGCGUUGGGGUUGCUAGACUGGUUGAAUGACACUUAUAUUUCUGAUGAGGCUUUCUUCUCCACGUUGAAUUACAAUCAUGGACUGAAGGCUCCUGGAGGCUACCUGGGCGCUCCUCCGGAUCCACCCGGCGAAAUACCACAAGUAGCCGACACUCCAUUCCUGACCCGUUAUAUAAAGUGGAAGUAUUCUCCAAAUUACCUCUACCCGACAUGCAUGGGGUGGUAUCAGAGACAUGUGUGUAUCCACGGGGUUGGCUCGCUUCACCAGCUCGUCAAGCGGAAGGAAUUGUUUGUCAACAAGUUUCAUUUAGAUUACGAGCCUUUGGGUUUGGAUUGUUUAGAGCAACUUCAUUGGAACCGAACAGUUCUCUCCGCCACUGAAAACUAUUCAUUCAAUGACACUGAGAUCGCUCGAUUAUCAUUUGUUGUGAAUCAAACUCGCGUCUAAAAACACAUGUUCUCAAAUCUGAAAGGAGCAAACGAACAUAUGUAUGAACAACGAAAUAAA
Messenger RNA from Lineus longissimus, 2233 nucleotides. RefSeq names its product beta-1,3-galactosyl-O-glycosyl-glycoprotein beta-1,6-N-acetylglucosaminyltransferase-like. NCBI's taxonomy places the organism in Eukaryota, Metazoa, Nemertea, Pilidiophora, Heteronemertea, Lineidae. Gene Ontology annotation, cellular component: membrane. The transcript is spliced from 4 exons. The coding region runs from base 635 to 2173 and encodes 512 amino acids. The record is from RefSeq and is a predicted model, not a curated record. Gene Ontology annotation, molecular function: acetylglucosaminyltransferase activity.